AUGAUCUCAGAAGCAGAACAAAAGACAAUCAACGAGCUCCAGGCGAACUGGAUUUGGGUCCCAAACUGGACUGACUCUUCAAGCGCGAACACAGCUGGCAAGAUAGUUCACUUUACGCGGAAUGUUGAUUUGUCGUCGCGACCGACGAAAUCAGUACUUCAUUUCUCAGCCGACACGCGUUACAAGCUCUAUGUGAAUGGGAAGCAUAUUGCCGUCGGACCGACUCGCAGCAGUCCGUUGAUCUGGUACUAUGAUACGCUUGACAUUGCGCCCUACCUAAAAGAGGGACAGAAUGAGAUUCGAUUUGUGGUUGUCCGGUACUUCGCGGCUUUGAGGAGCGCAAUGCCCUUUGUGCGGACGCCUCUUCCAGGCUUAACAGUUAUUGGAAAUAUUGAGACAGGCGGGGAGGUCAUUGAUCUUGCUUCGUCCAAGAGUUGGAUGGCAUCUGUGGAUGAAAGCAUUCAGUUUCCGAUGGGUUUGGCUGAUGAUGUGUUCCUUCAUAUCAGCGAGCGCAUUAAUCCUACAACCUCCGGUCCUGCUGUGAGACCGUUUGCCUACAAGAUAAAGACGCUCAAUGGCGAUAUUCCACCCUGGCAUUUGCGCCCACGCUCUAUCCCCAUGCCCGAGUCAACGUCAGCUGUGGUAGAAACCAUCAGAGCAUGCGACAGUGCGAUCGAGGCCAGCAAUUGGACAUCCUUCUUUGCAAGGAAUCACUCUCUCGCCCUUUCUGCGAGCUCAACUCAUACCCUUGAAGUGCAAGCGGAUGUUCAUUCGACCGCAUUCCUUCGAUGGGCCUUCAAGGCAGCCAAAAGCACUUCUCAUAUCAGACUCAAAGUGACACACUCAGAAGGCUAUGAGCUCGAGCCUCGAUCGUACCCUUUCUUCCGCUCCAAGGCCGACCGACUGGAUGCAAGUGUCGGCCACAUUAUCGGGCCAUACGACGAGGUGACACUCGAUCUUCCCAACACCGAUACUGUCGUCUACGAGCCAUUCUGGUUCCGAACCUUCCGUCUCCUGAGGAUCGAAAUCACUGUCGGCCCUGAGCCAAUCGAGCUGAUAUCAUUCGAUGCCACUCAGGUCAACUACCCCAUGGCCGUCAAAGCCAGCUGGAAGGAGCCCGGCGAUGCCCACAGCGAGCAGAUCUGGGACGUCUCCAUCCGGACAAUGCGAAACUGCAUGUUCGACGGCUACUCCGACUGCCCGUUCUACGAACAAUUACAAUACUCCGGAGACAGCCGGUCCGUUGGUCUAUUCCACUACCUCCUCUCCGGUGACGACCAACUAAUGCGCCAAGCAAUUACAAACUUCGCCGCCUCAGUCACACCCGAAGGACUCACGCAGUCCCGCUUCCCCUCACACGUACCGCAAGUUAUAGCCGGAUUCUCCCUAUAUUGGAUCCUGCAGGUCUGCGACCACCACCUAUACUUCGGCGAUACCCGCUUCGCGCGAGGCUUUAUCCCGCGCAUCGACGGCAUCCUCGACUUCUUCGAUGCCCACAUCGACGAGCUGGGUCUCGUCAGCGGACUGCCUGAAGUCGUUUGGCAAUACGUUGACUGGGUGACGACCUGGGGAGCCACAGACGACCAUCCUGACAAAGGCGUUCCGACCUCCGGACGGGAAUCCAAUCGUCACACUUAUUUCAGUAUGUUAUAUGCGUGGGUUCUGCAGAAGGUUGCUGGUCUGGUGCGUGAUGUUGGUCGGCCGGGACAUGCUGCUGAAUAUGAAACGAGGGCGACAUCGUUACUAGAGGCUAUUCGGACUCAUUGCUAUGAUGGACAAUUCUUUACCGACUCGACGGCGGAUGUUGCCGAUGAGCUGUCGUAUUCCCAGCACUGUCAAGUUUUCGCUGUUAUCUGUGGAGCGGCGAGGGCCGAAGACUCUGUGCCGAUCUUGACUGAAUCGUUUACAAAUGAUCGCUUCUCAAAGUGUUCGUAUAUGAUGCGGUUCUAUGCUUUCCGGGCACUUGCUUUGGCUGGCGAGGAUCUGUAUGAGGCGUUUUGGGAGAGGAUGUGGGCGCCGUGGCGGGGGAUGCUAGUGAAUAACCUUUCGACUUGGGAGGAGGAUGAUGUCAGACAGAGGUCUGAUUGUCAUGCUUGGGGGAGUGUGCCAAUUUAUGAGUACUGUACUGAGCUGGCGGGUGUGCAACCGGUCGCUGCUGGCUCGUCGAGGAUAUCUUUCACGCCUAGGCUUCGGUUGACUGGGGCAUUGGAAGCGAAGGUGGCGCUGGGUAAGGAAAAUCUAGCUACAAUCUCAUGGAAGCUCUCUGGAAAUGAGAAGAUUGUCGAGCUUAGGCUUGAGAAGGCGGUUGGGGUUGUGAGUCGAUUGCCGGGAGGCAAGGAGGAGGAACAUGGGGUUGUGGAUCGUCUCAGCUUUGUUUUUAAGGAGUAA
Molecule: messenger RNA, 2388 nt
Organism: Penicillium samsonianum
Lineage: Eukaryota; Fungi; Ascomycota; Eurotiomycetes; Eurotiales; Aspergillaceae
Product: putative rhamnosidase B
Exons: 4
Coding region: 1-2388 (795 amino acids)
Biological process (GO): carbohydrate metabolic process
Source: RefSeq, a predicted model, not a curated record